Drosophila mojavensis is the source of this 393-nucleotide messenger RNA. RefSeq names its product transcription factor mef2A-like. The record is from RefSeq and is a predicted model, not a curated record. The transcript has 2 exons. Bases 1 to 393 code for a protein of 130 amino acids. NCBI's taxonomy places the organism in Eukaryota, Metazoa, Arthropoda, Insecta, Diptera, Drosophilidae.
AUGGCCAGCAAUAACCACAACAAUAACAAUAGCAGCAGCAACAGCAACAGCUACGAGGAGCAACAGCUGGAUUACAACAGCAAUGGUUGCAAUUACCAUGCACCAACGGCGACAGCAGCAGCUGCAGCAGCGAAGCAACAGGGAUUGACAGCAACAGCAGCAAACAAUCAAAAUAAUCACAAUAAUAGCAACAAAUAUAGUUAUCCAACGGCAGCAGCUGCUGCCAUGGAGAACAUGUUCCAAGGCAAUCAUCAGCUGAUAAAUUCUUAUCUGUAUCAGAAGAAUGAUGCGGCUGCUACAGUGGCUGGAGAUGCUGGCUACAUGGCAGAGCAAAGCUAUUGGCAACAGCAACAGCAGCAUCAGCAACACCACCAACACCAAUAUUUAGAGUAA